Molecule: messenger RNA, 639 nt
Organism: Chondrus crispus (carragheen)
Lineage: Eukaryota; Rhodophyta; Florideophyceae; Gigartinales; Gigartinaceae
Source: the annotation of a RefSeq genome assembly
AUGAAAAGAAAAUUAUUACUUGUUGAUGAUGAUAUAUAUUUAAGAGAUUCUAUCUCUUCAUAUCUAAAAUCAGAGGGUUUUUUUGUUGAGUCUUGUCAAGAUGCUAAUACUGCUUUAUUAAGUAUAAAAAAAAAUAAGCCAGAUUUGAUUAUUGCUGAUAUUAUGAUGCCUAAGUUAGAUGGAUAUACUUUUAUUUCUAAGUUGAAAGAAGAUGAAAAAUUAUGCGGUAUUCCAGUAAUAUUUUUAACAGCUAAAGGAAUGACUAAUGAUAGAAUUAAAGCUUAUGAUUUAGGCUGUAAUGCCUAUAUCACUAAGCCUUUUGACCCUAAAGAAUUAUUGUCUAUUAUCUGUAGUUUAUUUACUCAUAUUUCUUUAUUACAAAAAUAUACAGCAAAAAAAAAUAAGAAAAAAAAUAAUUCACAGUUAUCUGUUAUUAGUUUUACAAAUAGAGAAACAACUAUUUUACAGUUAGUGGUUAAAGGUCUUCGAAAUAAAGAUAUAGCUGCAUGCCUAAAUAUAAGUAUUAAAAAUGUUGAAAAAUAUGUAAGUAGAUUACUCAAUAAAACUUCAACGAAAAAUCGUACAGAACUAGCUCGAUUUAUUUUGAGUCAGAAAAUUGCAAUAAAUGAGGGCGAAUGA